Molecule: messenger RNA, 3315 nt
Organism: Pyrgilauda ruficollis (rufous-necked snowfinch)
Lineage: Eukaryota; Metazoa; Chordata; Aves; Passeriformes; Passeridae
Gene: CNTF
Product: ciliary neurotrophic factor
Exons: 2
Coding region: 294-881 (195 amino acids)
Biological process (GO): astrocyte activation; negative regulation of neuron apoptotic process; positive regulation of tyrosine phosphorylation of STAT protein
Cellular component (GO): axon
Molecular function (GO): ciliary neurotrophic factor receptor binding; growth factor activity; cytokine activity
Source: RefSeq, a predicted model, not a curated record
GUGGGUCAGCCGGUGCUGGGAGCCUGUUGCUGCUGCGCCAGACAGUUCUGGGCAAGGCACUUGGAGUAGCGAUGCGUGGGGGAAUUAGGGAAAUAAUCUGUCGCUGUUGAUCCCAGAGGCGGGAAUUUGCAGCGUGGUGCCAGGCCCCAGGCACGGAAGAGGGGGAGAACCAGGCCAGCGGACGUGUGAGCGGAGCUCCCGGCUGGAAUGCACCAGCUCAGCAAGGGAUUGUCCUCGCCGGGCCGGGCGGGUGCUGCGCCCGGAGCCUGGUGGCCGUGACAGCUGCCCGGAGCAUGGCGGCCGCAGAGAGCCCCUCCGCUGCCCUGCAGCGCCGCGACCUCUGCAGCCGCGGCAUCCGCCUGGCCGGCAAGAUGCGCGCGGAUGUCGCUGACCUCCUGGACGCCUACGUGGAGCAGCAGGGCUUGGACGCCUCGGCCAGCGUGGCGGCAAUGGAGGGGGUGCCGCUGGCGGCGGUGGAGCGCUGGGACGAGCAGACGGGCACCCAGCGGCUGCUGGAGAACCUGGCGGCCUACCGGGCCUUCCGCGCCCUGCUGGCCCAGAUGCUGGAGGAGCAGCGGGAGCAGCUGGGCGAGGCCGACGCGGGCCUGGGCCGGGCGCUGGCGGCUGUCCUGCUCCAGGUCUCGGCCUUUGCCUACCACCUCGAGGAGCUGCUGCGGCUGGAGAGCCGCGGGAUCCCCGGCGAGGAGGAGGACGGGCCGCCGCCGCCGCCGCGCCUCAGCCUCUUCGAGCAGAAGCUGCGGGGCCUAGGCGUGCUGCGGGAGCUGGCCCAGUGGGCCGUGAGGUCCGUGCGGGACCUGCGGCAGCUCGCCAAGCCCAGCCCGGCCACCGGCCCAGCCCCCGGCCUGGCCGAGAGCCCCUGAAGGCGAGCACAGGGUGGGGGGUCUUGGGUGCCCCUGGGGCUCCUUCCCACCCUCUCAGAGGGCAGCUGAGAGCGAAGGAGGGGACGUGGAGGGGAGGGACCAUGCCAUUAAUCCCCAUGCUUUUAAUGCUGCUCCCCGUGGGGAAAGGAGGCACAGGCUGCAGUCUACCCUAGAGGGAGCAGGGAUCCGCAGGGGUCCUUGGGCUCUUCCUGCUGGGCAGUUGAAUUAUCCCCCAGGAAGCAGCUUUGCUGCUCACCCCAGGGCCUAGAGGUGUGAACAGGGCACUGCCCUUCUCUUUGGAAUUUGGACGCUGCCUAUGGCAAGCAGAUGCUGCCUUGGGGCUCUUGUGGAUGCAGGGCAGGGACCAAGGGACAGAAAAGCAUCACCUGGUGAAAGGAGUCUUGUGACCUGCCUCCCAGCUGCAAGGCACAAGGCUUGGCCUCCUGCACGUGGACUCUCCUGCUGCCCAGCUUGGUUGGCUGCUCAUUGAAUUUCUGCUCUAGCUGCUUGGGGGCUUUUUGGGGAGGGGGGGAAGCAAUCAGGAGGGGGAAUUCUCAAUUGCUUGGACAUGAUAAUGGAGAGGAUCUUUUAACUGAAAGGGGAUCUUUUAGCUGUGAUUCAGAAGCCCCUCUGCAAGGGGGUUAGUGCCUGCAGGGCUUAUUUUAGGACUGGGAAUGGCAUGGGAGAAUCUAACAGCCCCAACCACUUAGUUCAUCCUGUGGAGUGCUGGGAUGUUUCACAGCUUCCUGGACCAUGGUUCUCCUGCCGACUGAAUGUGAUGGCUGCCAUGUGAAUAAAAGGGCUGGGAGAUCUACCAGGGUGAUGUACUUCUUGGGGGAGGUGGGACAGCUCACCAGAGAGGCUGGGCUGCCCAGUUCCCACUCCAGGGAAGGGUCCAUCCCAGCGGGGUGAGAGGUUUGGGGGGAUGUGACCCACUGGGAAGUCAUGGGGAAGAUGAGCUGGGGAUGAAGGAGAUGGUGGGAGGAUGAAGAGGAGAUGGUGGGUGGAUGUGCCCUGUCCUGGUGUGGCCUUGCCUUCUUCCCUGGCCUGUGAGAGGACAGGCAGCAUGGGGGGAGACCGGGGCCACGAGCAGGGAGGAGGCUGGGGACAUGCCCGGCCGGCUCUGCACAAAGCGGCUUUGUGGUGGCAGGUUGGGACAGCAGCGGGCACAGCGCCUGCCCCAGCACCAGCAGCCUCUGCACAGGCACGGGGGCUCUGGGAGACAAAGAGCAGCCCGAGGCUGAGCCCCCAGUGCCAUCCUGCCCACCCCACAGGGCCGCAGGGUUGGGGCAAGGGUGGUUUGAUGGGGUUUGGAUUUUUAUCGGUGAUGCCUGAGAGGAAGAACCUGCACCUUCUUCAUUGCCACUUACUGCCUGCCCUCAGCUUUGCAGCUCAGACUGGAUUAUUUCAAUCUUUAUGCUUCCCUGCACUGGGGAAUAACAAUUUAUGGCCAUUAUUUUUUUCAGGAUUAGUCAAACCAAGUCCCUUUUCUGACAAGUAUUUUUCUUGCUUGCUGCUGUGUACUUGAAGCCACCUUGCUCUUCUCCCCUUGCACCCUCCAGCUCAGCAGUGGCCGGGUGCUCACACCCUCCUCGCCUUCCCGGGGGUGGGCAGGGACAUCUGGAGUGUGUCCUUGAACCUCACCACCCGACCAGGUGGGAACAGACCUCUUUUCUCCAGCAGCACAGGCUGGGUACGAGGUGACCUUCAGAUCCAGGGGAGCUGGCCAAGGCUGCAACCCGAUCCUCCCACAUCAGCUGCUGGCAGAGCUGAGCUCCGUGCUGCACUUGCACUCCAGGGUGAAAGCAGCAAUGGAGACCCAAGGUGGACAAUGGUGUUGCCCCAGGGAUUUCCCUGGGCUUUUGCAACCUUCCUUACUCCUUCCCUGUUACCUUGCCAGCUGGGUGCACCUGCAUUUGUGGAGCAGCCACCACGCUCAGGAAUGGCCACCCUACCCAGAAACAACGGGAAAAAGCAAGCCACUAAUCCAAACCUCCACGCUUUGGCUGAGUGAGAGGCUCCAGCUCCCGGCCUUUCCCUGCCAGCCAGCCCCCGCCAUGCCGUGCAGAGGCGGUGACGUCUGAGCUGGCUGGGAUUUAAUGCUAUUUUUCAGCUGCAGCCCUGAGGGAAUCACCAGUGGAGUGAUUUGGCGAGGACAAGGGCGCCCAACAGCUGAGCUCCCCUGGUGCCAGGAGGCCCUUGGAUUUGCUUUGCCGUGGAUUGAAGUGAAAUUGAUCCGAGUGGCUGAAGGCAGAUGAGGCUGUUCAUUUUGGAAUCAGAAAUUAGGAUUUUGAGGGGAGGACAGUUGUACCCGCGUGGUUAAUGCUGCUGAGGACCCCUGCAAUGGCUUCCUGCAAACUGAGAUCCCACCAAAACCAUCCUGCUUUGUGCUUUGGGAAGAGAGAAGGGAUUUGUAGUGCUGCUGGGAACAAGG